AUGGCAGUUGCUGAGAAAUUUAUUAAAUGCAAGAACUUUGGCGGCCUAUGUCCCGUCUCUGUGACCUUUCACGACUCCCUUUACACUUGUAAAGGUACAAUUUUCGACAAGAAUUUGGCACAUACGGAUGAAAAAGAAAUUCUGGAAGCUCUGAAAUCGCAAGGAGUUGUGGGUUUGUACAAAUUCACUAAAACCAUUAAUAAUGUAGAAGUUCCUACAGGCAGAAUAGCUCUAUCGUUCAACCUAUACAAAAUUCAUCACACCAUUGACAUAGCAUGGUAUUCAGUGAGAGUUGAGGAGUACUUUCCUACUCCCAUGAGAUGCCGCUCAUGCCAACUGCUAGGUCACACCAUAAAAAGAUGCAAUAACAAUACUACUUGUGAAUCUUGUAACUUUCCACCUCAUAGCACACUACCAUGUCAACGCACAAUGUGCGCUAACUGCUUUGGGCCCCAUCCCGCAUCCGCCAGAGACUGCCCAAAGUACUUACAAGAGAAAGAG
Rhagoletis pomonella (apple maggot) is the source of this 501-nucleotide messenger RNA. RefSeq lists its product as uncharacterized. Lineage: Eukaryota; Metazoa; Arthropoda; Insecta; Diptera; Tephritidae. The record is from RefSeq and is a predicted model, not a curated record. The annotation marks the transcript as partial. The transcript has a single exon.